CUCAUGGGUACACUGCCAACGGCUGCCUGGUAUUGUGACGCAAUCAUUUCAAUUGUAGUUUUGAAUUUCUCUUCAUUCUUAUUUCUAAGCCAGUUUAAUAUUCAGUAGCAUUCAAGCUUUGGCAACCUCAGAUGAAGUACGAUGUUUUACCGGCUCAAUUUGGAGACCAACGUAGGCUAGACCUGUAGCAUGGACAGCGACGAGGCCCGAAAAGGGUUACAGGAAGCCCCAGAGAGGACAUUCCCUGUAUUCUUCAGAGGAAAACUGGGGGAGAAGCUCCAUCAGGAGACCCCCGGGUUUGACCUGUUGGACCCCAACAUGAGAGUCAUGGAUGUUAGUUAUAACUGCCUCCACGACAAACACCUGAAGAGUUUUUUCCGCCAUCCGGAAAGGAAGAAGCGGCUGGUGAAGCAAGGCCUCAUCACCUCAAAUGAGAAGGUGCUGUGUACGUGUAAAGAGUACAAUCGCUACAGUAGCUACAUCAAGUCAGUUCAGUUGCUGUGGGAGAAGCAGUGCUGUGCCCAGCAGAAAAAUCUUUUGAAGCAGUUCCUAGUCUUGCAGCAGCAAGGGGAGGUUCCUUCCCACAUCUCACUGACGGAUAUUAGAGAAUGGCUCAUUGCCAAGGGUAGAAACUACUUCAAGAACACGUUUCAGAGUGAAAUGGAAGAGGGGAAGAACCUUCACUUGGCCGAACUGGCUUGGGAUGUGAAACGACGCCGCAGGCUUGAGGAGCUGGAAAGAGAAGUGUGCAGGGAGCUGCGCCUGGAGCGCCGAAUCCGCUGGUCGGUGAUUGGACAGCCUGGUAGCCAGAUGGGAGAUUGGAGACCCCUGGGCAUGGAGACACACACACCUCUGGUAAUGGACUCUCCCUUCAAACACUCCACCUCCUCGAUGGACACUCUUUCCAGUCAGAUCUCGACUAAGAACCUCGAGGUUGCUAGGCUACAUACUGCCAGACCACGUUAUGCCAGACCACCAACUGAAAGACCUAGCAGUGACUCUGAUCACUCUGGAACCUUGUCGACUGUGACGACCUGCUCACCACAUUCAGCUAGCCCGUCAGUGAUUACUGUUAGGGACUUGCUGCUCAUGAUUGGGCACAUAACUAGCUCAGUAUUGGAGGAGGUAAAUAGCAUCCUGAUCCCUGCCUUGGUUGACCUUAUAAGGCUGAGAGCUUCAGAAAGUGAUGCAGAGAGUAUGCUCUCCAUCAGCAAAGACACCAACGAAGAUUCAACCCAGGGCUCUGUCAGCUGUACCUCCCUACUCUCCAAAGUCAAUGUGAUCUGUCUCACUCAGAGUCCUGACAGUAAGUCCUCCCCAAUCUCCAUUGAAGAACCAGUCAAAACUUGUUGUAGCAGCAGUUCUCUGUCCAGUGAGGAACGAGCACACUCUUCCUCCAGUCAGAUCUCUACUAAGAACCUCCUGGCUACUUGGCCACGUUCUACCAGGCCCCAAUCUGCCAAACCGCCACCUGCUAAACCAUCACCUGCUAAACCACCAUCUGAUAAACCGUCACCUGCUAAACCGUCACCUGCUAAACCGUCACCUGCUAAACCGUCACCUGCUAAACCACCAUCUGCUAAACCACCAUCUGCUAAACCACCACCUACUAAACCACCACCUGCUAAACUACGAUCUGCUAAACCACAAUCUGGCAAACCACCACCUGCUAAACUACGAUCUGCUAAACCACCACCUGCUAAACCACAAUCUGCUAAACCACUACUUGCUAAAUUACAAUCUGCUAAACCACCUACUGCCACUGACUACUCUGGAACCUUAUCUGCUGUGGUAGGUCGUGGGCAUGUCAUCCCUGUCAAACUGACCUUGGCCCCUUUCUCCUCCUUACUCUCCAGCGAAGAGACCAACACCAACCUCCCCUCCAGCAGCCGCCCCUCCUCAUGCUCUAUCAAGCUUUUAGACAGAAGGAGUGACAUUCCUUGCUCCCUGGCUGUGAGCUCUAUUUCAACUGUUCCUGGACCUGACUCUAGCAGGAGCCCUAAGCGGGAGAAUCAAUAUGCUACUGAGGUCUCGUCGAUCUGCCUCAGCCAAGAUAGAAAUGGCCAAGGAGGGAGUGUGACACCUCCAGCCCCUUUGGAUGUUUCCCUCCCCUCCAUUAUUGAGCGGGCUGGCGGACUUGUAUGUUCCGUCAUCUCCCAGUCUUUAGCAAUUGUGGAGGCGCGGUCAAGUGUGAUUGGUGAGAAGGGCUCUCCAUCUCCCACCACAGUCUCCCAUUCUCCUACAAGGGUGUUUGUCAGCCACUUAAGGAGUAGCCCAUUAGGUGAGGACCUUGUAGAUUCAACACUUGCGGAUGUUAUCUCUGUCCUGAAAAUGGAGGGAAUUUUUUCCUCCUCUCCGACUUUGGACGAGGAGCUGCUUGAUCUCUCCUCCAGUUGUUCUUCAUCAUCCAGCGAAACACUGCAAUGUGUGUCUGUUGGCCCUCUUGGCAGUGGGUCGGAGACGUCCUUCAAACUUCUUGGGGGUCGUACUCUGAGUAUUGCCACCCCAACGGCCCAUGUUAUCACAGAGGACUUAGAAGUCUACAGUGAUGAGAUCAUUGACGAAAUCCUUAUUAUAAUGAGGACCAAAAAAGAUGAUGACAGUGGAAGUGACGUCUCUGGUGCAUCAACACCAUGCAGCACACCAGCACCACAGAGCCGGUCCUCUUCUGCACUGAGGGGAGUGCUUCCCCAUGACAGGAGGAUACUCAGCACAACACUGCUUGGAAUCCAGAACACACUAGACAGUGAGAACCUCUCAGGAGAGUGCUCCAUCUCACCACAGGACAAUGCCAGAGUCCUGGAGAUGAUAAAGUUGCUGCAGAGGCGCCUUGAUGGGACACCCUCAGAGUCCUCCAUCCAUAUCACAGAUGUGGCUUCACCCUUGGGCUUUCCUCUCCCUGUAUCUCUCCAUGCUGUUCAGUCGUGUGUAUUUGCCACUGACAAAGACCUGAAGGCAGAAAGAGUGAAGGGAGUCUUUGAAAGCCUGAGAUCCCAGUUUAUGAGCUACUCCAUCAAGCCUGUGAGUAACAUCAUUACCAGGGCAACAACAAAGAUGGCUGCCUCCAAGCAGGUUAGUUUAGAGACACUCCAGGCAGCAUCAGCAAAAUCAUCUGCUGUGGCUCAGAACCUUAUUAGUUCGGUUUUAUUUCAAGUUGCCAAGGUGUCCUGCUCUGAUGACUUAGAGGGUCUGGGUGAUCAUCUCAGAUGCCCCUCAACUUUGACCAGAGUUCUGACACCUUUGACCUCAGAGAAGGCUACACUGACACCUGCUGUUCUGAAGAUCAGAAGGGAGAUGUGUAAGGAAGUGGCCACUGAACUCCAGAGUUUCUUGAUCAAGGAAUCCCUUACUGGCACCCAGACACCAUCCAAUGGACAUGCUUGCACUUCUGGUUCUGCCCCAAGGGAAGCUGUGCGGGACAUCCUGAGGAAAACCAAAGAGGAGGCUUCCAACAAAAGCCUGAAUAAUAUUUUCUCUGUUAAUUUGGAUGAGCGGCUCACAGACUCCAUUGCAGAUGCCUUAUAUCCAAAGCUGCAUGACACAUUGGAGUCCAAGAGAGAGCUGCAGGCUUCUUAUUACAGCUCCCAGAUCAGCUGCAGCCUCAGCCCCUUUGAAGUUGAGAGCAGCCUAGAGCUCCAGGAGUUCACUGACCCACUAUCUGAGUCAGUAUUGUGUCUCCUGGAUAGGACAUUUGGAGAUAAAGCUCAGAACUUAAAGACAGGCGGGGGUGUUUUACAAUAUGUCACAGACCCAACCUAUAAGAAGCUUUUGAUUGGACCCCACACCAACGAUGUCAAUGUGGUUGUGCACACGAUUGCAGUGGAGGAGUUGCCUGUUGAGGGUUGUAUUGCGCAAAGUGAGGCCAUUCAUGGCCUUCACAAGAAGCAAGAGUUACCUUCCAGCACCAGUGACAGAGGGAAUGAGACCCCGAGCCCUACUAAUUGCCUGCUGGAGGGUGUAGUGGGCAAACUGAUACGGAAGAUGCUAUUUCAGGGCCUUGACAUCCCUGAGUUACCCAUGAACGACAGCCGCUCUGAGAGCUUUAAGCCACAGUAUGAACUGAUUGCGAAGCUUUGUCCUCUGAUGGUAAGAACAAUCAUGGCUACAACCAUAGCCAAUCAACAACCUACUAUUCAAGAAGCAGUGAUGUCUUCCGACAACAUCCAUGUGAAAGAGCUGUGUGAGGCAGGUAUCAAACCUCUCAAAGAGAACCAUGUACCCGAUGACUCUGAGACAAACAUCAUGGUCAGAAGGGCUUUGAGUGAAAUUGAAUCCUGUAUGAUUGAGACCUCCGCCAACGACUCUCCCAGUCUACAUUCCACACCAGAGGUGGUUGUAGACCUGAUCACCAAGCUGCUUCAUGGGUAUGAACUUCCCUCAGAGGACUUUGCAUCACCUGUGUCAUCCCCAACCACCACUCUCUCUGAUGUGGCAAUGGACAUGGUGGUUUCUGUCCUUCGGGACCUGUCCGAUUCCCCAGACGUUACCUCCGCAUUGGAAAUGACCAAGGAUCUCAAGACGCCGUACUCCCGCCCCUCAAGUGCAAGGAUUGUAAGUGCCCUCUGCAGAGAGCUGGAGGAGCACAUGGGCUCUCCUGAUGCUCUGAGGCGAGCUUUGAGGCGCGGCAGCGGGGAGAUGACAACAGCCAUUGCGAGUGCAGUCACCAGGGAAGUCAACCGUCUGGGUUCAAUCGUACCUAAAGUCUCUGUCCGGCCGCUCUCCUCAGACAUCUGCCUAAGGACAGACCAGGACAAGGUCACGGUUAAGAGCCGAUGUGGCUCGGCUGAGGUGAAGGCAUCCCAACCGGUGUAUAUUAUUGUUCACGUAGAGGCGGUGAUGGAUAUCAUUGUCCGGCUGCGCGCUCUGAUUGUUCCUCGGACCCAGGAUAAACUGGCCAGCUGGACCCUAGUUGAGGAUGUGACCAACAAGCUGUCCAGUGCUCUGUGGGUGAGGGUGACUAACAGGUGGAGGGAAGCAAAUGUCUGCCUGAAGGCAACAGACAUCUUUCAGUUGGUGCUGUCUGUGCAUAGAAAGUUGAUGCAACGCUAUGGCACAGAGGAAGCCCUACAGAAGAUACUGUGCCACAAGGCACCCAAGCUGCACAAGGACAUUGUCUGUCUUGUCACGAACGGAAUUAUGGAUGCACCAUCCAAACUUCAAGGCACCAAAAAUCUGGAAUCUACACUCAACUUGAAAGAAUUGACAGCCUUGUUUAAUGAAAUGACAACCCGUCAAUCUUUGAAUAAGAAAGCUGAGCAGAGCAGCAUCAAGACUGAGAUUGAACAGCCGGAGUGGUCCACUGUGGAUCAAGUGACAUCCGGUUCCAGCAGCUUCAUUAGGGAGCUUAUAUUAGAAGAAGUCCUGAUGAAGCUUGUCAAGAAGAUAUGCCGUAUGCCAAAAAGGACCAACAAACAUCAGCGCAUCCAGAUCAGUGAUCUGGUGACUGAGCUGAUCCGAUUGUUCGAUGAUGAGGUGGCCAAAUAUCUGAUUGAGGAAAUGGGAAGCCAGCAAAAAAGUUUCAAUUCUAAGAUGACAUCGAAGCUGGCAGAUGCCAUCUACACUGACCUUGGGAAGGUCAAGCGUUUGAAACGCUCCUUGAAAAUUGACGAUUUAUUUGAGGAUCAGGAGAUGCUUUCCUUUGUCUCUGACAUUGUUUCCCACAAGCUACUGGCCAUCUUGAAACCCUCAGUGCCCAACCCAUAUGACCACGAGACCUCAGACCUUGAAGACUCAUGCAGGGAUGAUGUGGAGGAUGCGGAAUCUGAGGGGGUGCAUUAUGCCACCGGCAGAAAGUCCAAGAUGAGCAUUGUCCUUAAAGACACUACAGACCAGCCAGAGAUGUACAUUGCUGUGGAUUCUCCACCUAUGAUUAAAUUAUCCAAGAUGAGGAAAGGCAUCCGGGGCUUCUUCUGGGGAGUCCAGAAGGCCUGGAAACGCUUGGUCACCUGCAAGUCCUCUGGGUCCUCUGAUGGAUAGCCUGGAUGACGUGCAGCCCAUGUCAGUUGCUUUUGCCAGGCUACAUCUGAGGAGAACACCACAACUGGCCUCAAUACAACAUUUUUAUUUUUGUUGUUAAUUUCUGUUUUCAUUUUGAGUCCCCUAAUGCUGCUCUAUUUGAACCAGGCUGUCAGUGGACUAGCUUACCAUUAGUUUAUACUCCUUAAGGAAGAUCCACUAUAGGCUACUCAACACCAAAAUUCCAUCUGGGUCUUUUGAUCCCUUAUUAGCUCCCACUCCUGUUACUAGGAAUGUGAGCUUCUAAAUGUCAUUCAGACAUCUACAGCUUCUCCUGUGAUUAGGAAGAUAAGCUAAGAAGCCCAACCAAUUGACUAGAUGUGCUGUACAUCUGAUGCCAUCUCCCUAUUGUAAUCAUUGAUCCACGUCCAUUGCAGCCUCUACAUUUGAUGUAGAUAUUUAGCCUAAAUUAAAGAAUUACAAGGAGGGUAGGCCGACAGCAGCUUCUACUCUUCCGAUUAGGAAAGUGGUGCUAAACUUUUUGGGAUUUGAGGAACUAUGUAUUUUAUUUUUCAAUCACUUACAUACUUUUUAAUGGAUGUUUUAAUAAACCAUUUGUAUUGCAGAUUUUGAUUAAUAUUGUAUCUUUCAUAAUUGUUCAUUUUAAUUUAGGUAUUCAUUUCAUGACAUGGGACUAAAGCGUAGUUGAUACCCUACAUACGUACACAAGAAAUAACUACAAGCAGCUACACAAAAAACACUCUACACAAGAACGCAGGAUCAGCAUUUUGUGAAGCGUUCUUGUGUUACACACGAAGGGUAUGAACUAGGCUUAGUCAUUUUAUGACUUCUAUAAGGGUAUAUAAUGGUAUCCAUAGUGCAGUAUUAAGAUAUUCAUUAUGGAGCUUUAUAUUAUAGUAGAAAUAAUGUUAAUGAAUAAAAGUGAAUUGAUGUAUGUCAACUUGAUGGCAAUAUUUGCUUGCUCAACAAAAGCUAUAUUGGUGUUAGAAGGUCUGAAGUUGCAUGACAUUCACGUAUUUAUUUAAUUGGCACGGCCCUGAAAGAGGUAGAAAAGGCCUCAAGAUGGCAACAAAUAUAUUCUAUCAGAAAAUCGAAUCAAUGUAUUUAUCACAUGCGCUGAGUAGAACAGGUGAAAUGCGUACUUACAUCUUCCUCUAACUCUGCCUUGGCAGAGAAGGGCUUGAUGAAUCAUAUACAGUAUAUUGAAUUCAGAGUUUCUAGUGUGAAAUACAACAUUGCUGUCUGCCAAAUUAAUUAGCAGUAUUAAAGCAGUGAGUGUACAAAACAUGAGUGCUCUUCCCAUGACAUAGAUGGACCAGGUGAAUCCAGGUGAAAGCUAUGAUCCCUUAUUGAUGUCACAGUGUAGAUGAAGAGGAGGAGACAGGUUAGUGAAGGAUUUUUAAGCCUUGAGACUAUUGAGACAUAGAUUGUGUAUGUGUGCCAUUCAAAGGGUGAAUGGGCAAGACAAAGUAUUGAAGUGCCUUUGAACGGGGUAUGGUAGUAGGUGCCAGGCACACCGAUUUGAGUUUGUCAAGAACUGCAACGCUGCUGGGUAUUUGACGCUCAACAUUGUCCCGUGUGUAUCAAGAAUGGUCCCAGUGGAAUGCUUUUGAGACUUUGUAGAGUCCCUGCUCCGACGAAUUGAGGCUGACUGAUCUGAGGGGGAAAAAGGGUGCAACUAAAUAUUAGGAAGGUGUUCCUGAUGUUUUGUGCACUCAGUGUAUAUACUUCAGGUUGUAUAUAUUUGAAGUUACAGGAGCAUGUGAGUCUUACGGCCAGCUGCCAUAUUCUUGCAUGUAUUCUGCAUCCGGAACAGUGAAGCCUGGCACAUGAGUUUAGUAUGAUGUGACAUAUGAUAUUUAUUCACCACAUGUUAAUGUGACUACUCUAUGUUUGCCUAACUUGGGGAGACAAAGAAGGUAAUAUUUACUUUCAGAAGAGGACUUAGACAUAUUGAAAAAGAGGACUUUAUCAUGGCCCAUUCAUCCUAGCAGGGAAGCCCCUCUCAGAGGCUGAGGCGAAGAGGAGCAGUCGUAAGCCCACUCCAUGUGAGUGGCUUUACCGUAACCUCAGGCACAGUGGAACGGGGGAAACUCAUCUGUAUAAUUGUGUUGAGGAGAUCCAGACUGCAUUUCAAAUUACACCCUAUUCACUAUACAAUGCAUUACUUUUGACCAGGGCCCAUAGGGGUCUAGUCAAAAGUAGUGCACUGUAUAGUGCCAUUUGGGAUGCAAAUUCAGACUCAGCUUUAAUAAAGGGAUUAGGUCUGCUAGCCAGUGUUCCGUCUCUCUCUCCCUAAACUUGAUCUCCAUUAUAAAAAGCAUCUAGACAUGAUCUCACAUUUCUUUUAGACUAAUAUUUAGUUUUCAACAGUCCAGAUUUGUAUGAACAUUAGUCUCUCUCCGACAUUUGCAACAUUGUUUCAAAUAUUCAAAUUCGAUCUCCAACUGUCCCAUAGUAAUAAACGUGUAGGGGUCGGGAAUCGGAACGAGAAAGAGAGAUGCCAGGCAGCGUUUCUCAGCCAGUCAAAAUCCUGAAUCAGCUGGCAUAAUUUUUAUGGAUUUAUACAAACAAAUGUCAAUUGAAAAAAGGUAAAACGAAACGAAGGGCAGCUAGUUUGCUGUCUUUCCAGCUCCAGUUUGGAGUUAUAGUGUUAGCUGUGUUGUUGGUUAGCUCCUCUGAACAGUAGUGUCCUAACAAGAGAGCACAUUUUUUAUGCAGGGUGAAAUCGUACCUGAUUAGCUCAUUGUUAUUGAUGUAUUCUCGAAGCCGGUGUUUGGAGGAUAUUGUCACGCCUGCUCCCACUCCCCCUCCACGCCAGGCUACCCGUCUGUACAUGCACCUGUCACCAUCACUACGCGCAGCAGCGCUCAUUGGACUCACAUGGACUCCAUCACGUGGUUGACCCUGUAUGUCUAUCUGUUCCUCGUGGUGUUCCCUGUGUACGCAUUACGUGGUGUUGUGUGUUCCUGUCUAGACGCUGUUCCUGUUCUGUUUAAUGUCUUUCAGUUAUUAAACCUUCACUCCCUGUACCUGUAUUGGCACUUCGUCUCAGGCCUAUAAACACCCGUGCCAAUAUAUCCAAACACCAGCUUCUCCAGCAUUAUCACUUAAAUAUCCACAGCCCUUGGAGGCUGGAAAGUCCCACCUAAAAUGUAAUUUGCUCAUCAGAGGGCCCGUUACGGCUUGCUUCUGUGAACGCUGCGUGUAACACAUUCGGUAUCAGGAAAAAUAAAUAGCAAGGUCUGCUAACUUUCUUUAAUUAUGUUUAAUUACCACAAACAAUGAAUGGCAAAUGCAAUUUUCGUAUAUACGGGUUCACUGUAUCUCCGCGCAGGGUAGAUCAGAGAACUGGCAGGAAGUACGUAAACAGCUGUUCUUAUACUGUGAUGACGUAGUUUCAACGCGUCUGUCACAGUAGAGGCUGGGCGUGGUUUAGACUUUGCCCCACCUUUGCUGGCCCUUGGCGCUUCCCUUUGUCCACAUCUGGUUGCUGGGUAGAUUAGAUCCGUCUUGUGUCUGUCGAUUCUACACUGAAACAGUUCCUAAUAUGGUAUUGUCCAGUAUUCUAACUUCCUGGUUGGCCUAGAGAGAUUCACCCCUCCCCUCUCCAGACUGUCCACAGCUUUUAUGGCCUGUGUUGGUCAGUCCUUACACCUACACACACACACACCCCCCUCUGUAUUGUUUGUGUGUGUGUGUAACAAAACAAUAUUCAUCUUCAAACAAUAUGCUAACAGGCUACAGUGCAUAAACAUAAAUCCUAACACUUCAAACAAAGCACAACGCUGGAAAUCUGUCCGCAUCCACGGAAACUAGUCCCAUCGUUCUAUGACGAACACAGAUGGUUUUAUAUCAAAUUCAGAGAGAGCUGCCAGUUCAUUGUUGGUUUGGCUGUACACUGAGUGUACAAAACAUUAGGAACACCUUCCUAAUAUUCCAUUGCACCCCUUUUGCCCCCAGAACACCCUUGUCGAGGCAUGGACUCCACAAGGUGUCAAAAGCAUCCCAUAGGGAUACUGGCCCAUGUUGAUUCCAAUUCUUCCCACAGUUGUGUCAAGUUGACUGGAUGUGCUUUGGGUGGUGGACCAUUCUUGAUACACACAGGAAACUGUUGGCACCUACAACCAUACCUCAGUCAAAGGCAAUUCAAUCUUAAAUCUUUUGUCUUGCCCAUUCACCCUCUGAACGGCACACAUACACAAUCCAUGUGUAAGGUGUGUAAUGUAAGGUUUGAAGCAAGUUUUCUGCAAUUCUACAUAUUUUGCUAUGGGACAGUGAGAACUUUUUAUAACAAAUGUCAUGCUCAUACUCAGUAUGCCAUGGGGCACAGAUAAUAAAAACUGUGCAGUUUUCCAGCUUAUUUCCUUCAAUUUGACCCAUUUUGCCAUGGGGUGGAUAGAAAUGUUUGCAGAUUUAAAGCAAAUUUCCUGCAAUUCUACACAUGUUGUAAUGAAUUAUGCCAUGUUAACAAGAUAUCUGAGUGUGAAUGACUAACAAAAUAAAUGGGUGCCCUCUGGAGGUCAGGGCCCCUGGGCACGGCAUUUGGCCAUAAUUAUUACUAGUUUAGAUAGCCGGCUAAACUACACUACAUUACCAAAAGUAUGUGGACACCUGCUCGUCGAACAUCUCAUUCCAAAAUCAUGGGCAUUAAUAUGGAGUUGGUUCCCCCUUUGCUGCUAUAACACUAGAUAUGGUAACAUUGCUGCGAGGACUUGCUUAUGUUCAGCCACAAGAGCAUUGUGAGGUCGGGAACGGAUGUUGGGCGAUUAGGCCUGGCUCGCUGUCGGCGUUCCAAUUCAUCCCAAAGGUGUUCGAUGGGGUUGAGGUCAGGACUCUGUUCAGGUGAGUCAAGUUCUUCCACACCGAUCUCGACAAACCAUUUCUGUAUGGACCUCGCUUUGUGCAUGGGGGAAUUGUCAUUCUGAAACAGGACAGGGCCUUCCCCACACUGUUGCCACAAAGUUAAAAGCACAGAAUCGUCUAGAAUGGCAUUGUAUGCUGUAGUGUUAAGAUUUCCUUUUACUGGAACUAAGGGGCCCAGCCCGAACCAUGGAAAACAGCCCCAGACCAUUAUUCCUCCUCUAACAAACUUUGCAGUUGGCAGUAUGCAUUGGGGCAGGUAGCAUUCGCCAAACCCAGAAUCGUCUGUCGUUCCAGAUGGUGAGGCUUGAUUCAUCACUCCAGACAAAGUGUUUCCACUGCGGUGAGCUUUACACCACUCUAGCCAACGCUUGGCAUUGUGCAUGGAGAUUUAAGGCUUGUGUGCGGCUGCUCGGCCAUGGAAACCCAUUUCAUGAAACUCCCGACAAACAGUUCUUGUCCUGACGUUGCUCCCAGAUGCAGUUUGGAAUGCAGUAGUGAGUGUUGCAACCGAGGAUAGACAAUAUUUACGCGUUACACUCUUCAGCACUCGGCGGUCCCGUUCUGUGAGAUUGUAUGGCCUACCACUUUGCGGUUGAGCCGUUGUUGCUCUUGGACAUUUCCACUUCACAAUAACAGCACUUACAGUUGACUAGGGCAGCUCUAGCAGGGCUGGAAUUUUACAAACUGACUUGUUGGAAAGGUGGCAUUCUAUAACGAUGCCACGUUGAACGUCACUGAGCUCUUCAGUAAGGCCUAUGGAAAUUGCAUGGCUGUGUUGCAUGGCUCCUUUUGACAUUCUAUACCCUGAGUUGCUCAAUAUCAAGUACACCAUUUAGCAGACGCUUUUAUCCAAAGGUUGAAAAGAGGUUGAAGAUUCCUUUUUCAUUGUCUGUUGUCAUGUUUUAACCAAUGCUACAUCACAAAGAGAGCAGUCUCCUUGCCAGACAAAUGCAUGUGUUGAAUGCAGUAUACUUAGAGAUGUGACUGACACGUGUACAUCUCCCUAUAUGUAUGUGUCAUGGGUCAGGGUUACAAAUACUGUACAUGUAUUCCCUGAGAACUGGUGUCUCUUUUCUCUCCCUCAUCUGCCUCACAGCACCUAAUGAACACACACUCCAGAGCCCAACUAUGAGAAUAAUCAAAAUGUGAACCUAUUACUCCACUAGAGCACAGUGGCUCUAAAUUGCUUUCUGCUUCAGCGGGUAAGCAUUAGAAAGCUGAUGUCUCCUUCAUGUCUGGAAGGCAUGAAUAAACAUAAUUUAAAGAAGGAAAUUAAUAUUAUGUAAUAUGACUCUAAUGACCAGAAGGAAUGUAUUGAAUUAAGCUGCCUAUUGUAUAUAAGCGGACAACAAUUAUACUAUGGCAUUAUUCAUUGUCGGGUAAAGUCAGUGAUAUGAGAUAUGGUAUGUUUAUUGAGGCAAGUAGAAAAUGGGAAGAAAGGGGCUUAAAGUCAGACUUAAGAACAUCCAACAGUUGUGCAUCAGGCAAGUGCAUUACCUAAGUCAGACUUUUAUGUGGAAAGCCCACUGAUGAUCUUUCUUUGAAGUCAUCUUAUUAUAAUCUUUGAAGUUUAUUAUUCAAAAAGUGAUAGCAUCAUUGUUGACCGGACCUAAGGAGGAUGGUAAAAGAGAAAUGGUGUCUACUCUGUGUGAAAAUAAAUCACCCUACAGCUU
Messenger RNA from Salvelinus fontinalis (brook trout), 12515 nucleotides. Its product is annotated as mucin-17-like. The record is from RefSeq and is a predicted model, not a curated record. The transcript has 10 exons. Lineage: Eukaryota; Metazoa; Chordata; Actinopteri; Salmoniformes; Salmonidae. The coding region runs from base 190 to 5976 and encodes 1928 amino acids.